Molecule: messenger RNA, 5242 nt
Organism: Brienomyrus brachyistius
Lineage: Eukaryota; Metazoa; Chordata; Actinopteri; Osteoglossiformes; Mormyridae
Product: ETS domain-containing transcription factor ERF-like
Exons: 5
Coding region: 540-2288 (582 amino acids)
Biological process (GO): cell differentiation; regulation of transcription by RNA polymerase II
Cellular component (GO): nucleus
Molecular function (GO): DNA-binding transcription factor activity, RNA polymerase II-specific; sequence-specific DNA binding
Source: RefSeq, a predicted model, not a curated record
AGCAUAGAGUGCGAAACGCGACACCCGAGAAAGAGAAAAAAGAAACGGGGGGAGAAACUGAGGGCAGGGAUCGCUGAGAACUGGAGAAAGUCUGGGGGAAACAGAGAAUAAAAACUGACCAGUUCUUGAAAUUUAGACCGCGUGAUGUUGUGAGUGGGGGAAAUACUUUGAGUGGUAGCUGAAAUGCUACUCUACACUGGGAAAGCGAGUAAUGGCCAAGAUAGAAGAGACGUCUCUCUUAGUUUGAAGCCGUCCACCGGGACUCUUCCUUACACCUGGAGUUUGACAAGACUCGGCCGCAUUUAACGCCCCGGUGACCGGAAGAAAGUAAGUCGCCACUGCCGUGCAAACUCAGAAGAAGCGGGGUACAAGCGGUGUGCGAAGCAGUGUACCGUGGAAGUACUUCACGGUGGAGUGAAGAGACCGAGGGAAAGUAACAAAGAAGCGCAAAGAAACUUUGCGAUUGUUGAACUGACGCGCUAACGACAGGAGGGACCACAAGACACAGGGAGGCCGGCUCUACCUUCCUGAGAACCACAAUGAAAACACAGGGGGACGCUGGCUUCACCCUGCCAGACUGGGCCUGCAAGGCCGAAUCCAGCCCAGGUUCACGGCAGGUCCAGCUGUGGCACUUUAUUCUGGAGCUGCUUCGCAAGGAGGAGUACCAGGAUGUGAUAGCCUGGCAGGGUGACUACGGCGAGUUCGUCAUCAAGGACCCUGAGGAGAUGGCACGGCUGUGGGGGGCGCGCAAGUGCAAGCCACAGAUGAAUUACGACAAGCUGAGCCGCGCACUCAGGUAUUACUAUAACAAGAGGAUUCUGCACAAGACCAAAGGGAAGAGAUUCACAUACAAGUUCAACUUCAACAAGCUGGUGCUUGUAAACUAUCCCUUUGUUGACAUGGGUGCUGCAGGCCGCGGAAUUCCUCAGAGUGCCCCGCCGGUGCCCUCGGGGGCAGGAACCCACUUCCGCUUCCCCCUGGUCCCGCCAGUGGAGACGCUGUCCCCUAGCGAGGCCCCCCGCAGCCCCGGCUCUGCCAGCACGCUGGGGGCUCUCUCCCGCCGCAUGGCCCGUGGGUCCGUCAGUGACUGCAGCGAUGGCACAUCUGUUCACUCAGAGCUGGAGGAAGGCGGAGUGGGUGACGAGCGAGGCUUCCGGGCCAUCCUGCCAUCCCGCCUCCCUCCCGAUUCGUUCCUUAGGGUGUACGGGCCCCCCCCAAACCCCUCACUCCCUCGCACGAUCCAGCCUCCCCGAGUUCACCCAGAGCCGCUGUCCCCCUUCCCAGUGUCCCCCCACCCCGGACUCUCUCCAGUCCUGUCACUGACACCCUCCUCUCACCUGUACACGCCUUCGCCGUCUCUUAGCCCCCUGAUGGGCUCUCGCUUCUCCUUCAGCCCUGAGGACAUGCAGCGCUAUCUGCAGGCUCACACGCAGAGCGUUUAUAACUAUCACCUGAGCCCUCGCGCCUUCCUGCACUACUCCAGCCUGCUGAUCCCACAGCCACAGCGGCGAGACAAAGGCCCGGGCCCCAUGCUCGGUGACCGGGGUCUCACCGGCCCCCACCCGGUCCUGCCUCAGGCCCAUGGUCGCUCGACACAGGCAGCUGAGGACUCUCACCUCUUCCCCUUUGAGUUCAAGCUUCAACCACCACCAUUGGGGCGCAAACAGCGAGAAGGGCAUGCCCCACACAGGCCCGCCACCAAUGGCAUGGGCCCCGGUUCCAGGUCGAUUCCUGGCUCCUCCAACUCCUCGAGCAGCAUAGAUAGGCUGCCUAAGAUCAAGGUGGAACAUAUCUCUGACGUAGAAUCAGAGGAGGAGGUGGAGGUGACCGACAUCAGUGAGGAGGAGAAAGAAGCAGAAAAGGAGCGGGACCUGCCUUCAUCCCCAGAGACACAGCCCGACGGCAGCCCCACGCCGCAACCGUCUGAAGACGACUCUGAUGAGGAUGUGUUCAAGACUCCUGUGACUCCCCCAUCACCUCUCCCCAGUCACUCAUCUCUCUGGCCUUCAAGCUCCGCCCCAACGGAGCGUCCCGCAGGUGGGAGCACAAAGUGCAUCCCCCUGAAACUGCGCUUCAAGCGGCGCUGGAGUGAGGACCAGCGGCUGGAAGCUGAUGGUGGUGGUGUUGGUGAGGCCGACGACAAGAAGGUGCGUGCGGAGAAGGGGAAGGGAGACUGGCAGCAGCAUGGGAGCUGCGGCCUGCAGAGCCCCCCUCCCCCAAGCCAGCGCCGGGCGAGUGCUGAACUGCAGCGUGCCACAGCCCAGCUCUCCCUGGGGGGCGAUUGCUGAGUGUCCCACUGCACAGGCACUGCCAGCUGUUGCGGGUUACAGGACAGGAGCAUCUCUGUGGCCUUACAGGCUCCGUCCUGCCCUGUCUGACAGCGCCCCCUCUGGCCACCCCUUGCCAUUCACCCAACAGAGCUGUUCCAAGAUGUGUGACGACGACUGGCUGAAUGCGGAAUGUUCGGAUGCCCUUGGAUCGCACCCAACUUGCUUGCAUUCUGAUAGGCUGGGAUUGUAAUCUUUUGGCAACUAUUGGAACCAGUGUUGAUUUUUCAAGUGCCUAUUAUAAACUAAACUUGUAUACUUGCAGCGAAUAAGGUGUUUUAGGUUUGCUAUUCCUGGACACUUGGGUCAACUGACAGACUUCACAGACGACUAUGAUCUUGAUGUCUUUGUUUCUUGGGGAAAACGCUUCAUCAAUGGAAAACAAAAGCUGCAGUCUGUGGGUCCAUGUGUGUCUGUCUUGUACCGGAUCCAGGCUCUGGAUUAUGAUUGGGUUUGGCGCUGGAUUAGCUGUGUUACUGGCCUUUCCAGUUGGCACGCGGUUGCUGGUCUCUCCCACCAGCACACGUGGUGCAUUCCUAAAGCCUAUAGUGUGGAAGGUGAUGGAGAUUUGCAGAAGAUGGUCUCUUUUGGGUUUGUGCUGUUCUCUUUAUAAGAGACAAACAUGAUGUGUUUUAAUGGGUGUCAGGCUGCACCCUCCAUCUGCCUUUUGUCCUGCUCUCUUUGUUCCUUUUGGUGAGAUGAACAUCUGAUUUCACACACCACCUUUUCUCUUUCUCCACACAUUUACCUUUUUUCUUUUAUUCACCGCUGACGGCAAGAGAGAAAUUCAUCGUUCCCAGUUACCUGGAAAACACCAAAGGAUGUCUAAUCAACACUAAUAUAGGCCUUACACAAAUAAUUUAAUCCUGUUUUUGCUUUUUGUCUCGUAAUUAGAAAUGAGCUGGUUGUCUCUGUAUUACACUGAUGUUCUGAGUUGUUUUUUAUUAAAGCAGGUAAGGGACUGGCUUAAGGAAACUGCUUUCUUGAGAUUACAGUAACUUUAGAUAUUAGUGUUUUUUGGAAACUGCACCUGUACAUUCUACCUUAUCACAUCUAGUCGACAUAAGUUCUCGGCUUUUGCUUCUGCUGUUUGAGACUUCGUGCCAUCACCAAUCACAGAUCAGCAAUAUCCUAACCUGAUUCUGGGAAUUGCAGUCCAACCGGUUAUGUCAGAUGAGGCCACAUCCAGAGGUAAUUUGUAAUUAUGUUUACAUACGUGGAUUGGGACCUUGCAUGCGACCCGAAUCAGACUUGGCUAAAUCCUAUGUAUCACAGCCUUUGUGUAGGUGGUCUGCAAAAGACAGCUAGUCAAGUCAACUAAUGGCACGUGAUUCAUAGUUGGAGUCGUAGGUUAUCUGAUAAUCUGCUAUCUGAGUUAAUGGUGGUUAAUAGGUUAAUCACAGUGAAUCCAGUCCAUUGAAAUAUAAGCCAUUUAAAGUGAUUUCCAUUCCCAUUUCAUUGAGAAAUGGCCAAGUCCAAGAUGAGAUCCAGACGAUGCCACACGCUGCCUUUUUGGCCUUUAUAUGGCUCAUGUGAAUUUAAGGGAAAUCACAACAUCAGACACCAGCUAUACAUUUUAUAUAUAAUGUGUAUAAUAUAUGAUGAUUAGUGAUUUAGAAUAAUUCCAUUUAAGUUUCAGGACUCACCCCAAGUAAACAUGGAGGGAGUUUGAUUUUAUUCUUAAAGUAUUUUACAAGAAAUAGAAACUGACCUUUUUUUUGUUUGUAAAAUAGAGAAGCAAAUGCUGAAAGAUCCCAGAUUGUGCAGCUUUACCGAAAUGCCUUAUUGAGAGUUUGUACCUGUCGGAUGGACCCGCAGUCCCAGCAUGCCUCUGGCUCUGCCCCCACCUGAAGACCAUCAGAGUCGCGGCAAACUAAACUCCAAACAUUUCCCCAGUUAUGAUGUCGGUCAGGGGAGUGGUGAAGCAGAUCAACAUGGGAAAUUAGAACAUGGAGUCGAGUCUGAAAUGUCACUCCUCACUUGUCCCAUGGUCUGUGUGAGGCAGGCAAUCUGAAGUGCGUAGAGGUACCUCCGGUGUGGGGAGUGUGCUGGCCUAGGAUGUUGGAGUAGGAGUGCGUCCUGUACGGGUGAGUAUGCUGGUUGAGUGCGUCACAGGAGAGUGUCCUGUACGGGGAGCGCACUGGCUGAGUGCGUCACAGGAGAGCGUCCUGUAUGGGAAGUGCACUGGCUGAGUGCAUCACAGGAGAGCGUCCUGUAUGGGAAGUGCACUGGCUGAAUGCAUUUGCCAUCCUUGCCUCCGGUUCGGUUUCCACCGGAGGCCUUUUUGUUCACUAAGGACUGUGAUGAGUCUCUAGUGAUGUCUGCAUGGAUGCAACAGACACAGCUGUAAACAGUCAGUUUAUGUACUGAGUCUGCGCAGUCGCAGCCACUUUCUGCAUAGGUGAGAGCUCGCAGUGGCAGUGAUGGCACCAUGCAGUAUUACGGCUGUCCAUUAAUGGUCUUCUUGCAUCUUUCUCACCAGGCUUGUAGCUUUUUUGCCAUUUGGUUGUGGACAUGAUUUUUAUGUUCUCUCCCUGUCUCUCACCACAGUUUUCUAGCCACUCCUCCCACCUUUCAGGAGUAUCUUUCGUAUUUACAUUUCCUUUGAGAACUUCACUGUACACACUGUUGGGGAAGGACCUUGGUGGGGGGGGUGGGGUGGGAGGUAUGCUUGUUGUAUGUUGAUAUUCAUUUUGAAAUGCUCUUUUGUUCUUGUAUGCUGUGUAUUUAGGGGAUAUUAAUCAUUUUAAGAGAAAUAAUUUUACUGUUAAUAUUUGUCCCUACAGCCCACUUCUCAGUGAUUACAUGGCUCAGUGGAUGGGGGGCAUUUUUAGGAUGUUCCAGUGAAUGUUAAUGCUCCCUUACACUCCCUCUUCCCAAAUGUAAUUAAAUUGUAAUCAGGGUUAAAAAGUCAA